UCUUACAUGUGGGCUGGCUCGAAGCUGAAAAAACCCACUGUACUGUACCAGUGUACACGGGCGUGUACACAACAGUGCUGCAGUCAGGGCAUCAAUUUUGUAUAGGAAAUGGCUAUUGAGGUAGCGCAGCAACGUCAGCUGUAAAGCACUUAGGCUGAGCAUGCCUCCCUCUCUCUCCCCACUGUAACCACGGGCUGAGAGGAGGAGGGUUCCGCCUUUUCUGUGCAAUGGGGGAGAAGAAAGCGCUUGCAGCAGAAUCAUGUCUGCCUCCGACUCGAGCGCUACAGGACUCAUCUGUAACCAGGGUUCAGCCGAUUCCUACACUAGUCGACCCUCGGAUUCCGACCUGUCCCUGGAGGAGGACCAGGAGGCGUCUCGGCGUGAAGCCGAGCGCCAGGCUCAGCUGCAGCUAGAGAGAGCCAAGUCUAAACCAGUAGCAUUUGCAGUUAAAACCAAUGUGAGUUACUGUGGGGCACUUGAUGAAGAUUGUCCAGUCCAAGGUGCUGCUAUUAACUUUGAAACCAAAGACUUCCUGCACAUAAAAGAGAAAUACAACAAUGAUUGGUGGAUUGGUCGACUAGUAAAAGAAGGGGCAGACAUCACUUUCAUUCCAAGCCCAGUCAAACUGGAAGCCAUGAGGAUAAAACAAGAGCAGAAAGCAGCAGCAAGGAAAGGAGGGAACGCUUCAUCUGGAGGCUGGAGGUCCACCCCGCCAUCUGCAGCCAAACAGAAGCAGAAACAGACUGAACAUGUUCCUCCAUAUGAUGUGGUCCCUUCUAUGCGGCCAGUGGUGCUGGUGGGCCCUUCACUGAAAGGCUAUGAGGUAACAGACAUGAUGCAGAAAGCCUUGUUUGACUUCCUAAAGCACAGAUUUGAUGGCAGGAUCUCUAUUACACGGGUCACUGCUGAUCUGUCACUGGCGAAGCGCUCAGUGCUGAACAAGAAGGCCAUAAUGGAGAGAUCCAACACACGCUCCAGUCUGGCUGAGGUCCAGAGUGAGAUUGAGAGGAUCUUUGAGCUGGCCAAGUCCCUCCAGCUGGUUGUCCUGGACGCAGACACCAUCAAUCACCCAGCACAACUCCUUAAAACGUCUCUGGCUCCCAUCGUUGUAUACGUCAAAGUCUCCUCACCUAAAGUCCUUCAGAGGCUGAUUAAAUCUCGAGGGAAGUCACAAAGCAAACACCUCAACGUCCAAAUGAUGGCAGGAGACAAGCUAGCACAGUGUCCACCUGAGAUGUUUGAUGUCAUCCUGGAUGAGAAUCAGCUGGAGGAUGCAUGUGAACAUCUUGCAGAGUACCUGGACAUUUACUGGCGUGCUACGCAUCUCCCCUGUUCUGCCCCUGUUAACCCCUUACUGGACCAAAGCGUGGUCACCCCACCCUCAGCUAACUCCAGCCAGCAGUUUUCUGAGACUCAAGAGUUGAUAGAAUGAUCACUCCCACAGACAUAGGACGCCUGUGCUGUCGGCUGGGGUCAGACUAGGAGGGCAUAAAGCACAGGGACCAGGGCGCCACCAGGGGGCAGCAGCAGCCCUCAUCUCUCCAAAGCCAGCCACCACCUUCUCUGGCCACACCUGGGGCGAAGAAGAGAACCAGAGCAGAGUCCCUCGAGAGAAAAAGAGCAGGAGGCUGGUGAGCUGGAGGACGAGGAGACACAAAAAACAGGGAGAGGAGCAAGAAGAGGAGGAGGAUUCGAGAGAGAAACCUCUCCACCUCACUGCUGCCCCCUCGGGAAGAGCUCCCUGCUCCCACCACCAUGCAACAACUCAGGGCCGCUUUCUACAACUGCACACCUACUGCUAACAAAAAUGAGUAUAGCAGUGCAGUCACUGCACGCCACCUCACCACACCCUUUCUCCCACCCUGACCUUGUUCCCAACUACCUGCUUUUACACUGGAAGUCACACCACCCACCUGGCAACGCUGAGCCAGCCCAUGUGUGAUCAGACCCCCAGAAGUGGCUAUCCCAGAAACACAUAGGCCAAUUCAGUUCUCAUUGUAGACAAAUUACACACCUGUGAAGGUAGAGUAUGUUAGCAAACAAAAUUGUAGCUUAGCAAUGCUAUCAGUAUAACACAAAACACAAACAUGAGUAGCUUCCUUUAUCGGGUUCCCAGUGUUUCCUCUCUGAUAAACCUGUCUUCCCCCUCUAGCCAAAGAGGGCAGAGAGUAACAGAAACCCAAGUAUGUAUGUCCUCCAACUCUACAGCUCUCUCUGAGCUGGCAUUCCAUUUUAACCAAAUGUUUCCUCAAAGGCACAAUUGUUUCUAGAAGAGUCAACAUCGUCUCACCUGUGUUGGGACAUCCAAGGAAAACUUUCCUCUUCUUUUAUCAGUUGUUUUCUCUUGUUGUUUAUCCAGUAGCCUUUUUUCAUUAUUUUUUUAUUUCCAAUUAUUUUUUUGUACAGUAGGUAUCUAUACUACUGUCUAUAAUUCAUAUCUUGGCUCUCAGUAUAGCUGAUCACAUAAUUAUGCAACAGUGAUACAAAACUCAUGCAUGACAAGCACAGACUUGCACAUCAACAGUCUAUAUGCAUCUUUUGUCACAGCUGUGAAUGUAUAAAUGCUGGUCCAUUGUUUCAGGAAGGAUUAUUUACAAUAACUGUGGUUUGUUUGCAGAUAGUUGGUAGCAAAUCCCAUAACCUAAUUAAAAUGGAGAAAACUAUUUAUCCAAAGGAAAUAAAUUGAAAAAUAGUCUUUCUGACACAAUUUGACAAACUCACAGAUAUAAUUUGUAGCAUGUUGUAAAGUGUGUUUUUAAAAAUCGAUAAUUAACAUCGGCUGUUUAUAGUAUUUUUAUUUAUUUGUUUAAAAGGAGCAUACAAUGAUAAAUUGUGAGAGAUUGAACAAACACACUGUGACUUGGUCUUUUCCAAUGGACUGUAAAACAUUAAAAAAAACACCUUAUUGAGUUGAUGUACUGUAUGAUUUCCAAAUACAGUAGUUGUAUUGAUUAAUAACACAGUCAAAUAUUGCCUCAGCAUGUGUGCUGAAUGUAAUUUUUGGGGGGAAAUUAGCACUAAUAUAAACAGCACCACAAAUUACACAGUCA
Messenger RNA from Etheostoma spectabile (orangethroat darter), 3050 nucleotides. RefSeq names its product calcium channel, voltage-dependent, beta 3b (gene cacnb3b). Gene Ontology annotation, cellular component: voltage-gated calcium channel complex. The transcript is spliced from 14 exons. Lineage: Eukaryota; Metazoa; Chordata; Actinopteri; Perciformes; Percidae. The coding region runs from base 260 to 1432 and encodes 390 amino acids. Gene Ontology annotation, molecular function: voltage-gated calcium channel activity; protein binding. Gene Ontology annotation, biological process: calcium ion transmembrane transport. The record is from RefSeq and is a predicted model, not a curated record.